CAGUUCCACUGCUACAUUUUCUGGGCAUAUAGAGACACUGCUGUGUGUCUGAGUGGGAGAUGGACUGAGUGAGGGCGCUCUUUCGACCAGUUCGCUGCCGAUAGCAUUGAAAUACUCACAAGCUAGGUUGAAAUAAUUGACGGUUUUAGGUCGCUGAAUCAACUAGAAAAUAUAUAGUACCGUUAUCAAUCUUUCACAUCCCACUCCAAACACACUAACACGGCAUUGAUGGUAAUGUAUGCAAGGAAACAACCGAGACUCGGCGAUGGGUGCGACCGAAGAGAUUCUCAGCCCUAUCAGGCUCUCAAAUACUCGUCCAAGAGCCAUCCAGGAGGGGACCACAGACAUGAAAAGAUGCGAGACUCCUCAGAUGUCACUCCUCCCUGCAAAAUGCUCAGGAGGUCUGACAGCCCUGAAAACAAACACAUCGACAGCACAGGGCACAGCAGAGCAAAGGCUGUCCAUACGCACCGGGCCAGAGACAGGGAUGGAGGGACCAGUUUUUCUCCACAAGAAAAUUCUCACAACCACAGUUCCCUUCAUAGCUCCAACUCACAUUCUAACCCCAGCAAGACCUCAGACACACCUCACGAACCUGGUGACGACUGGUCAGAGCACAUCAGCUCGUCUGGAAAAAAAUACUAUUACAACUGCAGGACAGAGGUGUCCCAGUGGGAGAAGCCCAAAGAAUGGCUGGAGAGAGAACAGAGGCAAAAAGAGGCCACGAAGACUGCGGUUGUCAACAGUUUCCCCAAAGACAGGGACUACAGAAGGGAGGCUAUGCAAGCAUCGGCAGCCCCUGGCUUUACUGGUUCUAAGUCAACCCAGGUAGACAAGCCUGCAGCAACCCUUGCCUCCCAAUCGUCAUCGUCUGGCUCAGGGAGCUUGAACCCCUCAUCGGGGCCCCCUGGAUCAUCUGCCUCCACGGUGCCUGUGUCCCCAGUCCUGCAGUCCCCCGCCCCCCCACUACUCCAGGACCCCACGCUGCUUCGCCAGCUUCUCCCAGCACUUCAGACUGCCCUGCAGCUUAACAAUGCCAGCAUGGAUAUGACAAAAAUCAAUGAAGUUCUCACAGCUGCUGUCACACAAGCUUCAUUACAGUCGAUGCUCCAUAAGAUUCUCACUGCUGGACCAUCAGCUUUCAAUAUCACUACUAUCCUCUCUCAAGCUGCUCAACUCUCCAGCCAAGCUCAGCAAUCAAACCAGUCACCCAUGUCGUUAACAUCGGACGCCUCAUCGCCCAGGUCUUAUGUUUCUCCAAGGAUCAGCACACCACAGACCAACGCUGGUCCCCUUAAACCCCUCCUCAGCACGCAGCCUGUCAUCUCACAUACAAAAGUGGGCACGCAAGCAGGGAAGCAGGCAUCUCAUCCCCAGCCCACGUCCCAACAGUCUCUCUCCAGCGAUAAGCAGCACAGUCAUGAUGCCACAACGGCCUCUCCACGCACUCUGCAGCGCCAAGGCAGUCAGAGGAGUCCCUCCCCAGGUCCCAACCAUGUCUCUUCCAGCAGCAGCAACAACGCCUCCAACUCUGCCUCCGCUCCCCCCACCACCUCAGCAGCCCGACCCUCCUGCUCCUUCACCCCCACCCUCGCUGCCCACUUCAAUGAGAAUCUCAUCAAACAUGUGCAGGGGUGGCCUGCUGAACACGCAGAGAAGCAGGCAUCAAGACUACGUGAAGAGGCUCACACCAUGGGGAGCAUCUGUAUGUCUGAGAACUGCACUGAGCUCAAAAACCUCCGGUCCUUGGUCAGAGUCUGUGAAAUCCAAGCAACGUUGCGUGAGCAGAGGAUACUGUUUCUGAGACAGCAAAUCAAAGAACUCGAAAAGUUGAAGAAUCAGAAUUCUUUCAUGGUCUGAGAACUUCUGGUUGCGAGUUAAAGCGGGGGUUGGUGGAAAACGGGGAAGACCCAUUGCACAUAGUUGGAAGCUGGAGGGAGAGCCGUUGUUCCGUUCCUCUUGAGCCCGGUCUUAACACACACACACACAGGAGCUGCAGUCAGGUUGGCUUUGGACCGUCGGGCCGGGAGAACCAAGAGGAAAACAUGAAGAGCUGUCGGAGGGGAAGGGUGGGACUCGGUUUUGUAAAAACCCAUGCCGGGAAAACAUGUAGAUUUCUUGUAGAUGUUAUUAUCUAUGUUGUAAAUAUGUUUUGUAGAUUGAAGCCAUGGAAAGCCAUGCCUAUCAAAGCUUUUGACAUCCAAACUAAUCAACGCCUAGGCGGCUACAUUCAUUAGCUAGCCUUUCCUUCAUGUUAACUUUUCUGCAGAAUUAAAGCUUCAUUUUUUUGUUAAUUCAUAGAUCAUUGAACCAUUGAGCAUGUGUGACCUGCACGUAAACAGGAUGGAUGGAGGAGGAUGUUUGAAGUCAUUUAUAUACACCGAAGCCUAGCAUUAAGCAUAACAAACUGGUGUCAAUGUAGUUUCUUUCCUCAAAUAUUGGUAAACCGAUUACUCUGUCUAGAUUAUCUUCCUGUGCCCUCUGUGGGUGAACUGUACCCUGUACUCAGGCGUGGUAAACAUCCCCAUCUUGACUGCUCACCAACGGUUCAGUGAUCUACUUGCAGCUUCUGGUGGACCUGCAUGUCUCAGUCUGAAGAAAAAAACCAGUGCCUGGUGGUGUGGUGAAGUGAGUGAUUUAAAAGAAAUGUAAGAGCUGUGAUGGCGCGCUGCUUUGGACCAUUCCCAGUACCCUCCUCUGGCCUCAGCCCUGCCCUGCCACACCCUCUUCUGGGGGCAUCAACACUUUACACCCUCCUUGUGGUUUUUGUUUUGAGUUCCAAAAAGUUUUGGUCCCUUUUUUUUUUUUUUUUUUUUUCCUCCCCCCUCUCUCCGACAUUGUACUUAUCCAUAAGGUAAGGUUGGUACCACUGGUUCAUUCCUUUGUACAGUCGCGAACAUACAGUGGAAACAUACAGUGGAGUUUUAAUAAGAGGACGCAGAAUUAAAAGGUUUUAUUUAUAAGAGUUGUAGUGAUGAGCAGAAAUCACAAUCCAUUUUCAUUUGCACCCAGUUUAGGAGUGGUGCACCAGCAGGUUCCAGGUGGUUGUAUGUGGAUCACCUCUUGUGUCAGAGCAGGGCAACAAGAGGUCUCUAGGUCAAAUGUGAAAUAUAUGUAUUGUAAUAAAGAUGUUCAACUAAAGCAAGCACUGGUUAUUUUAUUGGAGUAUUAGGUUUGGUUCAUACGCUAGUGCCUUGUUGAAAGUCUUAAGUCUCACAGCAUCAUUUCCCUGCAGAUCCCACACUUUAAUUCACCCUGUUUGAUUAAGAAGAAAAGAUUUUAAUGGUUGUUUUUUCUAGCACGUCCCAUACCUGUUUGUUCCCCACUGUUGAAGAGCAGGGUCCUAAGCUGCAAAGGCCUGUUUUUUCCCACCAUACUAUCGAGUCUAUAACUGAACUGCACCACACAUUCAGUAAAGGUGACGACAUCAUUGCUUUGUAUAUUGUUUCCUGAAGUAUAUUGACAAAUGAAAUAAAAUAUGCCUCUCCAGGGCUGUU
Sander lucioperca (pikeperch) is the source of this 3497-nucleotide messenger RNA. It is a transcript of the gene waca, whose product is annotated as WW domain containing adaptor with coiled-coil a. Lineage: Eukaryota; Metazoa; Chordata; Actinopteri; Perciformes; Percidae. The transcript has 13 exons. Gene Ontology annotation, molecular function: chromatin binding; RNA polymerase II complex binding. The record is from RefSeq and is a predicted model, not a curated record. Bases 229 to 1860 code for a protein of 543 amino acids. Gene Ontology annotation, cellular component: nucleus. Gene Ontology annotation, biological process: regulation of autophagy; positive regulation of TORC1 signaling.